GCCAGCGUGGACGGGGGUAGGGUGGAAGGCGGGAGGGAGGGCGAGGUGGAGGACAAGGUUCUCAUGGCGCGUUUGCAGGAUUAUUUCCAAGUGAAUUCUCAUCCUUUCCCGCCCCUCCUCCCUGCUUCCUGCCUCGUUUCCUCCCUUUUCCACCAUUUUUCCGUGGCAAUUUUGGGCGAUAGACUUCCCUCCUUCCUCUAUAUCAUUGUUGGGCUGAGGGAGACGCUCGGAUGA
Molecule: messenger RNA, 234 nt
Organism: Nannochloropsis gaditana CCMP526
Exons: 2
Coding region: 64-234 (56 amino acids)
Source: RefSeq, a predicted model, not a curated record